AUGGGUUUGAGUUUUGCCAAGCUUUUUAGCCGGCUUUUUGCCAAGAAGGAGAUGCGGAUUCUGAUGGUUGGUCUCGAUGCUGCUGGUAAGACCACUAUAUUGUACAAGCUCAAGCUCGGAGAGAUCGUCACCACUAUCCCCACUAUUGGUUUUAAUGUGGAAACUGUGGAAUACAAGAACAUCAGUUUCACAGUGUGGGAUGUUGGGGGUCAGGACAAGAUCCGUCCCUUGUGGAGACACUACUUCCAGAACACUCAGGGACUUAUCUUUGUCGUGGACAGUAACGAUAGGGAUAGAGUUGUUGAGGCUAGAGAUGAACUCCACAGGAUGCUGAAUGAGGACGAGCUGCGUGAUGCUGUGUUGCUUGUGUUUGCCAACAAACAGGAUCUUCCAAAUGCAAUGAAUGCUGCUGAAAUCACAGACAAGCUUGGCCUUCACUCCCUGCGUCAGCGUCACUGGUACAUUCAGAGCACCUGCGCGACUUCAGGCGAAGGGCUGUACGAAGGUCUGGACUGGCUGUCCAACAACAUCGCCGGAAAGGCAUGA
Messenger RNA from Arabis nemorensis, 546 nucleotides. NCBI's taxonomy places the organism in Eukaryota, Viridiplantae, Streptophyta, Magnoliopsida, Brassicales, Brassicaceae. The record is from the annotation of a GenBank genome assembly.